AUGGUUCGCUUCAGUUCAAUCCUUGCGGCUGCGGCUUGCUUCGUGGCUGUUGAGUCUAUCAACAUCAAGGUCGACAGCAAGGGCGGAAACGCUACUAGCGGUCACCAAUAUGGCUUCCUUCACGAGGACAUCAAUAACUCUGGUGAUGGUGGCAUCUACGCUGAACUCAUCCGCAACCGUGCUUUCCAGUACAGCAAGAAAUACCCUGUUUCUCUAUCUGGCUGGAGAUCUAUCAACGGUGCUGAGCUCUCCCUCAACCGUCUCGACACUCCUCUCUCCGAUGCUCUCCCCGUUUCCAUGAACGUCAAGCCUGGAAAGAGCAAGUCCAAGGAGAUUGGUUUCCUCAACGAGGGAUACUGGGGAAUGGAUGUCAAGAAGCAGAAGUACACUGGCUCUUUCUGGGUCAAGGGUUCUUACAAGGGCCACUUUACUGCUUCUCUGCGAUCUAACCUUACCGACGAUGUCUUUGGUAGCGUCAAGGUCAAGUCCAAGGCCAACAAGAAGCAGUGGGUUGAGCAUGAGUUUGUGCUUACUCCUAACAAGAAUGCUCCCAACAGCAAUAACACUUUUGCUAUUACCUAUGACCCCAAGGGCGCUGAUGGAGCUCUCGACUUCAACCUCAUCAGUUUGUUCCCUCCUACCUACAAGGGCCGCAAGAACGGUCUUCGAGUUGAUCUUGCCGAGGCUCUCGAAGGUCUCCACCCCAGCCUGCUGCGCUUUCCCGGUGGUAACAUGCUCGAGGGCAACACCAACAAGACCUGGUGGGACUGGAAGGAUACCCUCGGACCUCUUCGCAACCGUCCUGGUUUCGAGGGUGUCUGGAGCUACCAGCAGACCCAUGGUCUUGGAAUCUUGGAGUAUCUUCAGUGGGCUGAGGAUAUGAACCUUGAAAUCAUUGUCGGUGUCUACGCUGGCCUCUCCCUCGACGGCUCCGUGACCCCCAAGGACCAACUCCAGCCUCUCAUCGACGACGCCCUGGACGAGAUCGAAUUCAUCCGAGGUCCCGUCACUUCCAAGUGGGGAAAGAAGCGUGCUGAGCUCGGCCACCCCAAGCCUUUCAGACUCUCCUACGUUGAAGUUGGAAACGAGGACUGGCUCGCUGGCUACCCUGGUGGCUGGAACUCUUACAAGGAGUACCGCUUCCCCAUGUUCCUCGAUGCUAUCAAGAAGGCUCACCCUGACCUCACCGUCAUCUCCUCCGGCGCUUCUAUCGACCCCGUUGGUAACAAGGAUGCCGGCUUCGAUAUUCCUGCUCCUGGAAUCGGUGACUACCAUCCUUACCGCGAGCCUAAUGCUCUUGUUGAGGAAUUCAACCUGUUUGAUAACAACAAGUACGGCCACAUCAUUGGUGAGGUUGCUUCUACCCACCCUAACGGUGGAACUGGCUGGAGCGGCAAUUUGAUGCCUUACCCCUGGUGGAUCUCUGGUGUUGGCGAGGCCGUCGCUCUCUGUGGCUAUGAGCGCAACGCCGACCGUAUCCCCGGAACCUUCUACGCCCCUAUCCUCAAGAACGAGAACCGCUGGCAGUGGUCCAUCACCAUGAUUCAAUUCGCCGCCGAUUCUGCUAUGACCACCCGCUCCACCAGCUGGUACGUCUGGUCCCUCUUCGCCGGCCACCGUAUGACUCAUACUCUCCCUGCCACCUCCGACUUCGACCCUCUCUACUACGUCGCUGGUAAGAACGAGGACAAGGGAACUCUUAUCUGGAAGGGUGCGGCGUACAACACCACCAAGGGCGCUGACGUUCCCGUCUCUCUGUCCUUCAAGGGUGUCAAGCCCGGUGCUCAAGCUGAGCUUACUCUUCUGACCAACAAGGAGAAGGAUCCUUUUGCGUUCAAUGAUCCUCACAAGGGUAACAAUGUUGUUGAUACUAAGAAGACUGUUCUCAAGGCUGAUGGCAAGGGUGCUUUCAACUUCAAGCUUCCUAACCUUAGUGUUGCUGUUCUUGAGACUCUUAAGAAGGGAAAGCCUUACUCUAGCUAG
Messenger RNA from Fusarium subglutinans, 1983 nucleotides. Its product is annotated as alpha-n-arabinofuranosidase A. The coding region runs from base 1 to 1983 and encodes 660 amino acids. The record is from RefSeq and is a predicted model, not a curated record. Gene Ontology annotation, biological process: L-arabinose metabolic process. NCBI's taxonomy places the organism in Eukaryota, Fungi, Ascomycota, Sordariomycetes, Hypocreales, Nectriaceae. The transcript is spliced from 5 exons. Gene Ontology annotation, molecular function: alpha-L-arabinofuranosidase activity.